AUAAUACUACAACAUCGAAUUGGCAAAAAGAUUUUUCCUUUUGAGUGAUAGGGAAUCUGUGCUCACCAUGUGUUUGUUCUUUUGCGGCCCCCACUAUCGCACACACCACUCCCACCACCACCACCACCCCCAAAAAAGAAAAUGCCACCUCUCUUUCUCUUUCUCUUUCUCUUUCUCUUUCAUUCCAACCUUCCCUCCACCCCUUCUCAUUUUGCCAUAUUAAAUAAUUUUAUACGCCCCUUUGAAUUUUUUAUUCCAUUUCGACCCUGGACUUCCUCCCAUUCCAUACCCCCUCCCCCCGUUUCCCCUCGACUCGUGUGCUGUUAUUGUUAUAUCCUUUUAUUAUAUUAUAAAAAAUUUACUUACCUGCUGCUUGUGUGUACAUAUUUAUGCUCGCCGGCGAUGCCAACGCCGGUCGGCACAGCCAGGCAAUGCUUAACCGAGGAGGCGGCGCGUGCGCUCGACGAUGCGGUGGCCGUCGCCCGCCGCCGCAGCCACGCUCAGACCACCUCUCUCCACGCCGUCUCCGCGCUGCUGGCUUUGCCGUCGUCGCAGCUCCGGGAGGCGUGCGCACGCGCUCGGAGCUCGGCCUACUCGCCGCGGCUGCAGUUCCGGGCGCUGGAGCUCUGCGUCGGCGUGUCACUCGACCGGCUGCCGACGGUGAAAGCUCUGGAGGAGCCGCCGGUGUCGAACUCGCUCAUGGCGGCGAUCCGGCGGUCGCAGGCGAACCAGAGAAGGCAACCCGAGACGUUCCACUUGUACCAGCAGAUGCAGCAGCAGCAACAGCAAAGUAGUCAAUCGUCGGUGUUGUGCGUAAAGGUCGAGCUCAAGCAUUUUAUGCUCUCGAUUCUGGAUGACCCGAUUGUGAGCCGGGUAUUUGGGGAAGCGGGUUUCCGCAGCUGUGAUAUCAAGCUCGCCAUUCUCCAUCCUCCGCCGAGGUUCUCGCGGUCUCGGUGCGCGCCUCUGUUUCUCUGCAAUUUCCCCGAUGCGGACUCUUCUUCUCUACCCGGUUUCAAGUUCCCCUUCGCCGGCGUUUCCACGUUCGAAACCGAAGACGGAAACAGCCGAAGAAUUGGUGAGGUUCUGUUAAAGAAAAAGGGCAAAAAUCCUUUACUGAUUGGAGUUUGCUCCAAGGAUGCGCUCUCUAGCUUCCUAGCCUGCGUUCGAACAGGGAAAAACGGCGUAUUGCCAUCUGAAAUUGAGGGUUUGAGCGUCGUCUCUAUCUCGACAGAGAUUUCCGAGUUCGUUGCCAAAGCGGGAAGUCAUGAAGUGAAGCAAAUGAUUGAUUUGAAGCUCAAAGAAGUAAGUGAUUCAGCGAAGAAUCGUUCCGGGCCUGGGGUCGUUGCUAAUAUCGGCGAAUUGAAUGUUUUAAUUGGCGAUGGCGCUUCGGAUGAUUCUGUGAAGUAUGUGGUUUCUCAAUUGACUGGCUUGGUGGAGAUUCACGGCGAGAAGUUGUGGUUGAUUGGAGCAACUGAGAGUUACGAGACAUACGCUAAGAUGUUGGCUCAAUUUCCUGCAAUUGAGAAAGAUUGGGAUUUGCAUCUGUUGCCAAUCACAAGUUCAAGACCUUCAAGUGCAGGAUUAUCUUCGAAACCCAGCUUGAUGGGGUCAUUUGUUCCACUUGGUGGGUUCUUUUCUACUCCGACCGAGUACAAGAAUAUAUUAAGCAGCACAAGUCAGUGUACUCGUUGUGAUGUCUGCAAUGAAAAGUAUGAGCAAGAAGUUUCUGCCAUAUUGAUGGGAGGAUCCACUACAUCGGUUGCCGGUCAGUACUCAGCAGGCUUGUCUUCUUGGUUGCUGACAAAUGAAUGUGGCACAAGCAAGAGAAAGGAUGUUGUAAAGGCCAAGGAUGAUGGAACGGCAUUGAAUGCAAAACUGAUGGGUUUACAGAGGAAAUGGAAUGAUUUCUGCCUGCGUCUUCAUCCCACUAGGUCAUUCCAUCCUGCAAUUUUGCAGACUAGGCCAGAAGUUCAACCUUUGGAUGCUUCUCAGUUUAUUUCAGAUAGGAAGGCAAGUAGCAGCAAAUAUUCAUCUUCAAAUGAAAGCAGACCCUCCAAUCUAAUUUCUUCCGUGCCAAUGGACUUGCAGAAGGUUUCUGCCCAGAGACAAACCAUAACCUUUCCAGUGGCUUCCGAAACUGGAAAAGCUAAUUCCCAAACCAAGCUACCGGUAGAAGCCCCAAAUAGUCAUCAGCUAGAGAUGGAAAUCCCCUGGCCUACCGCUUACCCUGUAUGCAGUUUGGGCCUCCCCUCUGAUCGUACAUCACCAUCAUCAGUUACUUCUGUGACCACAGAUUUGGGGUUGGGAACAAUUUAUGCAGUGUCUGGUCCAGAAACUGGACUAUCCAAAUUUGAGGAUCAUAAGAGUCGGCUCCAUUACUUCUCGGGUUCUGUUACUGCAGGUUUUGAUGCAGUCAGUGAGAAUGCAUCAAAUCAUAUUGCCUCUCCUUCAUCCUGUUCUGGUCCUGAGUUGGGAGGGCAUGUGGACUUGAAAGAUUUCAAGUCCCUUUGUAGAGUACUGAUUGAAAAGGUUGGCCGGCAAGGUGAAGCCAUUUCUACUGUUAGUCAAGCUAUAUCCCGUUGCAAAACUGGCCAUGGAAGACUUCGUGGCACAAACCAGAAAGGAGACAUUUGGGUCAGCUUUCUUGGACAAGACAAGUUGGGAAAGAAAAGAGUUGCCGAAGCACUUGCUGAGGUAAUAUCUGGGAGUAGGGAAAGUUUAUUCUCUGUUGAUCUGAGCUUUGAAGAUGGAAUGAGCACUUCAUACUCCAUCUUUGACCGUCACGAUUUAAAUAAGUAUGGUGUAAAGUUAAGGGGAAAAACAGUUGUCGAUUAUAUUGCUGAGGAAUUGAGCAGGAAACCUUGCUCGGUUAUGUUUCUUGAAAAUGUAGACAAAGCUGAUUUGCUGGCUCAGAAUAGUUUGUCUCAGGCUAUCAAAACUGGUAGAUUUCCCAAUUCACAUGGGAAAGAAAUCAGUACCAACAAUGUGAUCUUUGUCACCACAGCAGAUACCAAAUGGGUUAAUAAAGGAGAUACUUCUGAGGAAGACCAUGUCAAAUUUUCUGAGGAAAGAAUAUUGGGAGCCAAAGCCUGGCAAAUGCAAGUUUUAGUUGGAUGUGUUGCUGGAGAUGCCAGUACAACCUCCUGUAACAGGGUGAACGUUGUGUCGAUUAUGCGAGGGAAGGGAAAUGCCAAGGCAGUGGUAUCUGUCAGCAAACGGAAGCUGAUCGACAUGAACGAGUCCAUGGAGCUGGAGAAGAGCCUGGACUUACCAAAACGGGCUUCUAAGGCAGCAAAAUGCUUCCUGGAUUUGAACCUUCCAGUGGAAUCAGAAGACAAUGAUUGUGCAGACUACGAGGGUGACUACUCCAGCUCGGAAAACUCAGAAGUUUGGUUGGAAGAUUUCUUGGGUAAAAUGGACGAAAGGGUUGUGUUUGAGCCCUUCAAUUUUGAUUCGGUUGCAGAAGAAGUGCUGAAAGAAAUCGGGGGAUGCUUCCAGAAGAUAGUGGGAUGCUGCGAGGCUUCGCUGGAGAUCGAUGAGGAGGUGAUGGUGCAACUGCUUGCCGCAGCCUGGCAAUCAGACACAAAGAGGGCAGUGGAGGACUGGGUGGAAGGGGUUCUCAGCAGGAGCUUUGCAGAAGCCAAGCGGAGGUACAGCAUCACUGCUCGCUCUGUUGUAAAACUGGUUCCUUUCGUAGAACAAGGCCGCCGCCGCCUUUUAAUGGAGCCUGGAGGAUCAUCCUCAUGCCUUCCCACUAGAAUUAUGCUCAAUUGAAAUCAAAGUUCCUUCUUUGUUUUUGGCGGUUGCUUGUCUUAAAAAAAAGUUUAAAACUGCUUUUCUUUGUAACUAGUAGCAUGUAUAAAGUAAAGAUGUAGCUCCCCCUCUCGCUCUCCCUCUCCAAAUACCCUUCCUUUGCCUUGGUAACGCCACUUACAGUUUUAGGGGCCCCCCUUCAGAAAAUUUUUGUUGCAUGUAAACUGCUCCUGUAUAAUAGAUAAUUCUUAGUUCUCA
Molecule: messenger RNA, 4011 nt
Organism: Diospyros lotus (date-plum)
Lineage: Eukaryota; Viridiplantae; Streptophyta; Magnoliopsida; Ericales; Ebenaceae
Product: protein SMAX1-LIKE 6
Exons: 3
Coding region: 142-3774 (1210 amino acids)
Molecular function (GO): ATP binding; ATP hydrolysis activity
Source: RefSeq, a predicted model, not a curated record